Messenger RNA from Cladophialophora psammophila CBS 110553, 1644 nucleotides. RefSeq lists its product as uncharacterized. The record is from RefSeq and is a predicted model, not a curated record. NCBI's taxonomy places the organism in Eukaryota, Fungi, Ascomycota, Eurotiomycetes, Chaetothyriales, Herpotrichiellaceae. Bases 1 to 1644 code for a protein of 547 amino acids. Gene Ontology annotation, molecular function: FAD binding; monooxygenase activity. The transcript is spliced from 4 exons.
AUGUCCGCUGCGGGCGCUUUGCAAGUGGGAAUCUGCGGCGCUGGUGUUGCUGGAUUGAGCGCCGCCAUCGCCUUGAGAAAAAUCGGGCAUGAUGUCGAGAUCUUUGAGCGCUCACAGUUCAAGAACGAAAAUGGCGCUGCCGUGUCCAUCCCGCCAAAUGGUACACGGGUUCUGGAGCAUUGGGGGUUCGACCCGAUCAAAGCCGGAGGGAUUGAGAAUAUUCAGGUCCGUCGACCAAAGGGUGAUACCCUGGAACCAAUGGCUCCUACAUUGAACUUCUCCAAUGUGGAACAGUUAUAUGGCAACAAGUGGUUCUUCUAUCACCGAGUCGACAUGCACCGCCGUCUAAAAGAACAAGCCGAAGAAGCUGGGACGAUCAUCCGGCUGGGAAACCAGGUCAUGGAUGUCGACCCUGAGACGGGAGUAAUAUCAUUGAAGGACGGGACGAGAGUGCAAAAAGAUCUUGUUAUCAUAGCUGAUGGCCAGCAUGAUCGCUUAAACGCGAAGAUUACCGGCAAGGAGGUCCCGAUGAAGAGGAGCGGCCAGACAGCAUAUCGCUGUCUCAUACCCAUGAGGGAAAUCCUCGCGGAUGAGGAGACCCAAUUUCUGUUUGAGAAUCAGCCGCCCGGGUUCUGGGCCCCCGCCUUACCAUCCAAAGGUGUUAUGGCCGUCACAUAUCCUUGCAGAAACAACGAAAUCCUCAAUGUGCUGGCUGUGCACCGAAAACUCGGCCAGCAUGCAUCGAGUGAAGAUGACGUGGUUAUCGAGGACUGGAACUUCCCUGCUACACACGAGGACCUGGAGAAAGUUCUCGAUGGUUUCCAUCCGGCCGUCAAAAAGGUCUUCUUGAAGUCACCGGAGGUGAAGGUCUACACGCAGAUGAAGCGAGAUCCUCUAAGCAAAAUGACCAAGGGAAAAGCUGUCUUGAUCGGCGACGCCUGCCACCCGAUGCUCCUGACUCACGCUCAAGGUGUAUCGUCCUCCAUCGAAGAUGCUGCCGCUCUCGAGCUCUUCCUCGCCGAUGUCCCCGCCACCGGAGAUGUCGCUUCCGCUCCGUCACAGAAGCUGUUGCAGCGUUUGGCCCAGUUUGAAGCCUUCCGCCUACCCCGAGUCUCUGCAACACAGAUCCUGACAGAUCCUGUCGUUCCCGGACCACAAGCUGCGGCCAACUAUGCCAAGCAAGAAGCCGAAAUUCGAAAGUAUUACUCCGGCCCUCUGCCACCGACGGGAUCAAUGCCGCACAGCCCACCGAUUUGCCAAUUUUUCUUCGGUUAUGAUGUAAGGAAAGAAGCCAUGAAAUUCCUUGCAGACAUCGACGGCAACAAGCCGAUGAAUGGAGACGCACCUGCACCAUUGACUGCUCCAGUUCCAGAGGAGAAGGCCGCUGUCCAAGUCCUUGCUCCAGUUCAACCGCGCGCUGCGGAGGCACCUGUCGUCUCGCCCGGUGUAAAAGAGACAACAACAACCACCGAUGUGAGUGCGAUGGAGCAAAAGAUCAAAGACCUCGAGCGCAGAUUGGCCGAGAUGGAGAGCAAAUUGGCCGGGAUGAGCGUCCACAUCUCGUUCAGGGAGGUUCAGUCAACGCCACCUGAAUCACCGCCUACCGCGUUCGGGAGAUCUCCUUUUAUCGUCACCGCUUCUUGA